UGGCGUUUCCUCAAGCAGGUAGUGUCGUUGCCGAGGACCACUUUCAGAGUUUGUUGUUCGUUGCGGCGGUGGUAACAGCGGUUCAUACACGUAUCACUAACAUGAGCCGGAGUUGAAGACACUUCCGUUAAAUUUUCGCGUGUUUUUGGUGUUUAUUGGUGUUGUUGUGUGUAAAUCCCCCUAUUUAUUUAAAAUGCCGUGCUCUGCAGUCACUUUGAGUUUGGCCACGAUCACUUCCAUCAUCGCCGUCGCCUUGUUGGCCAUCGCUUUUGCCACAGAUAAUUGGCUUUACAUAGAAGUUAAGAGGACUAAUAUACAGAAUUACUUAAGUAAACAUUCGGACACGCAGAGCCAGGCGUUGUUGGAAAGUGUCAACGCGAAAUACUACUACUAUACUAGGACGAAAGGACUAUUCAGGAUAUGCUAUCCCAAAGAAAGGCCUCCCGCAGUGAAAACGUACUUGAGUCCGGUGGAGACGCAUUGUAACAACAUCAACUACUACUUGUCGGAUGAUAAUAACGAGACGAGGGACUUUACGGAUGAUGCAUGGGCUAGGUUACAUAUGGGUCGCUCCAUGAUCGCUCUGUUCAGCCUGGCCUUUGUCGCCGUCUUCGCCGCCUUCUGCACGGGAGUGACGGGCUGUUGGAGGAGGUCCCCCAGCAACAUAACGGCCACCGCAAUCCUUAUGCUGUUGGCAUGUCUGCUGAGUGCCGGCGGGAUGGGCCUAUGGCACGGCGUCGAAUACUACGAGAAAGAAAAAGUCGUCGGCGAGGAAUUUUAUCAGCAGUGGAGCAACAUCCUGCAAGAGAAUACCGAGUUUAUGUACGACUGGAGUUUCGUGUUGGGCUGGUUGGGCGUUUUCACAUCGUUGGCUGCCUCUUUCAUGUUCUUCUUUGGUUCUUGUUGCCUGAGCAACGAGAAAGAGAAGGAGCAGUUGAACAACGUACAGUACAUUAUGCCAGUGUACCCCCAAAAGCAGCAAUACGCCUAUGCAGGAUACCCCGUCCCGGCGCCCCAAGCCUACGCAGGACCAUACUACACAGCAGGAUCAGCCUACGGACCGUACAACUACUGAGAGGAACCACGAAAAUAGACUGUCUUCCAUUUUCUACAAACUAGGAUUACGUUUUUGCGACUGGAUUGCGCUUGACAAUUCAGCGGUUAAAUUCGUAACUCUACGUACUGUGGGUGAACGCCCAUCUUGUUUGUAAAUAGACGUUUAAAGUCAUUUUUUAGAAUAGGGACGACCGAGGCAGGUUGCCAUAUAGGGUUAGUUGGUAUGAGACGUAUUCUGAAUCGCUUAUUUGUGUAGAAGAAAGAAAUAACCAUCUAACAUUCCCGCUGAAUUUUUUUGUAGUUUAGACUUGCUAAUGCAACAGGUUUUCAUAAUAAAAAAAUUAAUCAUCACAUGAAAUGCUCAAACGUCGUCUAGUCGUUCUAUGAACAAUUCGCUAGAUGGUAUUGUGUAUAGUCGGCUUAGUGAACUCCGGGUGCGUAGACAUAGUGCGCAGUCCAGCAAGUCGGCUGUAUAUCUACUAUCCUGUAUGUGAUUUACGUAAAUUAAUUAACCUAAAGUAACGACUGCCUAGACAUCUUCACCAAUCAGGAAACAGUAUUUUUCAUUAGUUUGUUCAUUAACCAAUCACGAAUUAGUACUUCUGUUUUUAAUUAAUUAAUUAAUCGUUAGAUAGCAACCUGUCGCGUCCCCUACAUCAAUUAACCACGAUAUUUAAAUUGUUGUUGGAUUUUAUUGUAAAUAAUUCUGUGUUUAUUUGAUGUAGAAUAAUCUGCCAUUGUUGCAUCUACAAAUUCUACCUAUAUACUAAAUAAAUAAAUUUUAGUCACACGUAUUAACUUUGGCUUCAGUCCAAAUGAUACCUGUAUUAUGACUGUAUUGUUAGCGCGUAAUUGUAAGUUCAUAUUUAUAUAAUUAUAAAAUAUUUGUAUUUUUAUAUGUACUUACCAUAUUUUCUAGUUACUUUAUAGACCUAUUCUGCGUAAAUUUGGAGGUUUUUGUUAUCAAAAACGUUGAAUAAAUUCGUAAACUGUA
This is a messenger RNA of Zophobas morio, 2050 nucleotides long. Its product is annotated as transmembrane protein 178B. The record is from RefSeq and is a predicted model, not a curated record. The transcript has 7 exons. Lineage: Eukaryota; Metazoa; Arthropoda; Insecta; Coleoptera; Tenebrionidae. Gene Ontology annotation, cellular component: membrane. The coding region runs from base 194 to 1075 and encodes 293 amino acids.